AUGUCUUUAUUCCAUCAUCUUGUUGUAUCUCGUUCUCUUCCAGUAUGGCUUUCAUUUUGUCUCAUCUUCUUGGUAUUACUCGCGAGACCUCAAAAGGAAGCUUUACAAGUUAAAGUGGGAAUUGUUCUUGACACUAAUGUGACAUUAGCAGAUUUGAGCUUACGAGCUAUCAACAUGUCUCUGUCGGAAUUCUAUAAUACUCAUAAUGGCUUCAAGACAAGGAUUGUCCUCGACAUCCGAGAUUCCAAACGAACUGUUGUUGGUGCCGCAGCUUCAGCUUUAUACUUGAUAAAGAAGAGGGAAGUGGUGGCCAUUGUUGGACCAGGGAAUUCAAUGCAAGCUCCAUUUUUGAUCAAUCUGGGAAAUCAGUCCCAAGUUCCCAUAAUCUCAUUCUCUGCAACAAGCCCGCUUCUCGAUUCCCUCCGUAGUCCAUAUUUCAUCAGAGCCACACACGACGACUCAUCUCAAGUUAACGCCAUUAGUGCCAUCAUAGAGUCAUUUAGAUGGAGAGAAGUUGUGCCUAUUUAUGUAGACAAUGAGUUUGGAGAAGGUAUUCUUCCUUACUUAGUUGAUGCUUUUCAAGAGAUCAACGUUCGUAUCCGAUACCGAAGUGCCAUAUCAUUGCAUUCCUCUGAUGAUGGAAUCAAGAAAGAGCUUUACAAACUAAUGACUAUGCCCACUAGGGUUUUUAUCGUGCACAUGUUGCCUGAUCUCGGGUCGAGGCUAAUCUCCAUAGCUAAAGAGAUUGGAAUGAUCAGUAAAGGAUAUGUAUGGAUUGUUACAAAUGGUAUAGCUGAUCUCAUGAGUUUAAUGGGCGAAUCAAGCUUGGAGGAUAUGCAUGGUGUUUUGGGUGUCAAGACAUAUUUUUCAAGAUCAAAAGAGCUAAUGUAUUUUACUACUCGUUGGCGAAAAAGAUUUGGAGGAGAAGAGCUAAACAAUUUUGAAUGUUGGGCUUAUGAUGCUGCCACAGCACUUGCAAUGUCCAUUGAGGAGAUCAGUAACGUAAACAUAAGUUUCAAUAAGACCAAAAUAAACACUUCAAGAGAAGAUAUAGGCACUGACCUUGAUGAUCUCCACGUUGCUCUCUCUGGUCCCAAGCUUCUUCAAGCAUUGACAACAGUCAGUUUCAAAGGUGUUGCCGGGAGAUUUCAGCUGAAAAACGGAAAACUAGAGGCCAAGACUUUCAAGAUAAUCAAUAUAGAGGAAACUGGAGAAAGAACUGUUGGCUUUUGGCGAUCAGAAGUAGGAUUAGUGAAGAGCCUAAGAGUGAAUCAAACAGGAAUUAAAAUAUCAGACAGCCUAAGAACGAUAACAUGGCCGGGGGACACUACUUUUGUACCCAAAGGAUGGGAAUUGCCAACAAAUGCAAAGAAGCUGCGAAUAGCAGUUCCAAAGAAGGAUGGUUUCAACAAUUUUGUCAAGGUAACAAAGGAUGAAAACACUAAUGCUCUAACAAUCACCGGCUUUUGCAUAGAUGUUUUCGACAACGUAAUGAGACAAAUGCCAUAUGCUGUCCCCUAUGAGUACAUCCCCUUUGAAACCCCUGAUGGAAAAUCUCGUGGAAGUUACGACGAAAUGAUUUAUAAUGUGUUUCUUGGGGAGUUUGAUGGAGCAGUAGGGGAUACCACAAUCUUAGCUAAUCGGUCGCAUUAUGUCGAUUUCGCAUUGCCAUACUCGGAGACUGGUAUUGUAGUCGUGGUGCCGGUCAAGGAUGAGAGAGAAAAAGGAGAAUGGGUCUUCUUGAAGCCUCUAACAAAGGAGCUCUGGUUUCUCACAAGUGCUGCUUUUCUCUAUAUUGGAAUCAUGGUUUGGAUUUUUGAGUAUCAAGCAAAUGAUGAUUUUAAGGGACAGACGAUACUUGAUCAAGUAUCUGAUGUGUUCUACUUCUCAUUUUCGACUCUCUUUUUCGCACACAGGAAGCCAUCAGAGAGCGUUUUCACAAGGUUUCUUGCUGUGGUUUGGUGCUUUGUGGUGCUUAUUCUGACUCAGAGCUAUACAGCAACAUUGACAUCGAUGCUGACGGUUCAAGAACUUCGACCAACAGUGAGACACAUGGAUGAUCUGAGGAAGAGCGGAGUGAACAUUGGAUAUCAGACUGGUUCCUUUACAUUCGAAAGGCUGAAACAAAUGCGUUUCGAUGAAUCCAGGUUGAAGACGUAUAACUCUCCUGAAGAAAUGCGUGAACUUUUUCUUAAAAAGAGCAGCAAUGGUGGUAUUGAUGCUGCAUUCGACGAAGUCGCAUAUGUCAAGCUUUUCAUGGCUAAAUAUUGCUCAGAAUAUUCCAUUAUUGAGCCUACCUUUAAGGCUGAUGGCUUUGGAUUUGCCUUUCCCUUGGGAUCUCCGUUGGUGUCAGAUAUUUCAAAACAGAUCUUGAACAUAACGGAGGGAGAGACCAUGAAAGCUAUAGAGAACAAGUGGUUGCUUAAUGAAAAACGAUGUCUGGACUCAACCACAUCGGAUUCACCAAUCCAGCUCGAUCACCACAGCUUUGAAGCCCUAUUUCUGAUCGUCGCUGUUGUUUCUAUGCUUUUACUCUUAGGCAUGUUGGCUUCUAGAAGAUACCAAGAAAGACAACCCGCCGAUAUGAACUCUCCGCCAAGAGAUGAUGAUGACAUGCGGACACCAACUAGUCCCCCAAGUAAUGAUGAGAUCAGGACUCCAACAAGUCUGCCAAGUGAAGAUCAAGUCCAUGAGCCACCUGCAAUGAACCAAGGCCAAGCCGAUGCACCAGAUGCUCAAGAUCAGCUUCUGAAUGAUGAAGGUAGUAAUGUCGGAGAUCGAAAUACUAUUGUGGGAGACCCAGCUUUGUUUCAUCGUAGACAUUUGACGACUUCAAAGAGUAUACCCUUCGGAAGAAUUGCGCUGCCGUCGAGGAUUAAAUCCGCAUAGGCUCUGAUCAUGGUCCUUUUGAAUGUGCCGAAUAUAUUUUAAACAAAUUUUCUUGGUGAAAUCUAAGAAAACGGAAAAUCUUCGUUACUGUUACGGUUUUACUUCCGGCGUGCCUAUAAACAAAAAAAAAAAAUUGUAUCCUAAAAUAACCAUAGACAAAGAUAUUGGUAAUUUGGUAUA
This is a messenger RNA of Camelina sativa (false flax), 3069 nucleotides long. Its product is annotated as glutamate receptor 2.5-like. Gene Ontology annotation, molecular function: ligand-gated monoatomic ion channel activity; G protein-coupled receptor activity. Gene Ontology annotation, cellular component: membrane. The record is from RefSeq and is a predicted model, not a curated record. Gene Ontology annotation, biological process: G protein-coupled receptor signaling pathway. NCBI's taxonomy places the organism in Eukaryota, Viridiplantae, Streptophyta, Magnoliopsida, Brassicales, Brassicaceae.